Glycine soja is the source of this 753-nucleotide messenger RNA. RefSeq lists its product as uncharacterized. The record is from RefSeq and is a predicted model, not a curated record. Gene Ontology annotation, cellular component: chloroplast stroma; chloroplast thylakoid membrane. The coding region runs from base 61 to 630 and encodes 189 amino acids. The transcript is spliced from 3 exons. Lineage: Eukaryota; Viridiplantae; Streptophyta; Magnoliopsida; Fabales; Fabaceae.
CUAGCAGUAGCUACUCAUUUCAUUUCACCUUUCCGAGAGUUUUGAGGAAGAAGCAUAGCGAUGAUGGCAUGCAGUAGUAGCACAAUGCAGAGUGUGUACCCGAGGGUGAGUGGAGCGAAUUUCCACGUUCCGCUAUCUUCCCCUUCUCUCGUUCCUAUUUACAACAACAACCUCUCCUUUUCAAAGCUACGCAAUUCAAUUCAUCUCGCGGCGGUGCCAUUGCCGCCGUUAACCAAAGCCUCUGCGGGGAACGGCGGCCCCACCGACGAGGGAGUGUCUUUAGGGACGAUGAAGCUUCCUUUGGACACUGACCUCCAGAGAUUCGAUUCCUUGCUCUUUCAGUGGGCAAACAGCCUUUGCCAGGGAGCCAAUCUGCCCCUUCCCGUGCCUCUCAAGGUGGACAAAAUACCUGGUGGAGCUAGACUGGGUUUUAUCACCAUUGGAGAUGGGAAAACUGAAGUUCUUGUGCAUAUUGAUUGCUUGGUUUUUCCACCUACUGAGAAUUCUGCUCCAAUUUUUCGUGCCAUUAGAAAUGGUCCCUUGAAGGAUAAGGCACCACCAGGUGAGCCCAGAAUCAUGAGAAGCCUUCUUCAAGCUCUUCAGAAGUCCGUUGAAAUCGCCAGAUUGUGAAUAUUUUGUUUGUCUCUAACUUACUCUUGUAAGGUUUUGACUUUUGAACCAAAAAAUUUAACUUGAAGUUUGAAUUUGGUGUAUAUAUAUUUAUUCCUAUUUAUUUAUCCCAUAUUAUGUCUA